Molecule: messenger RNA, 2323 nt
Organism: Vitrella brassicaformis
Lineage: Eukaryota; Vitrellaceae
Source: the annotation of a GenBank genome assembly
CUCUGAUGUCAUGCAUUGAUGUCAUUGGCUGUCUUGUCAAUCCGCGCACAGAACAGAGACACACUGACAGACCAAGUCAGCCACCUCCCCACAGCCGUUCAACAAAGUCAGUGAGUCAGUCAUUACGCACACACGACAGACACUUGAGGGUAGGGUCAGGAAACACGCAGGUAACCAGCACGGGGACACUCCCGAACCCCACACGCGCCAUGCAGCAAAAAUUCAGCCUGGAAAGCUGUGUAAGAAAGUCAGUCAGAGAUGCGAUCAAAAAGUCACCAUCACCACGAUGAACUCCAACACACAGAUGAACAGAGGGCACCAACAUACAGAUGAACAGACAGUCAAGAAAAAUGGGAGGCGACGCCCGUUCACACGAAUGUGUUGCGCCUCAUGGUCAUCCGUCCAGGAUGCCGAUCAAACGCAGCUGCACAUACCCCCCAUGUGGGUCGAUGAUAUGCCUGACCUCCCCGUCCCGCAUUGAGAGCAACGCCUCGUCGAACCAGUCACGCACAGCAGACAGACGAAUGACCGCUCCAUUGAGCUCGUCUGCUUCGUCGCCGCCAUCAAACUGAGCGGAUUCGUCCUCGACGAUCGCGAAGUCGUACUUCACUCGCUGGUCGAGGGUCGGCACCCUUCCGGUCCCCUCACGUGUGAUGCGGUAACGCACACCCAUCGGGGAGACACUGAAGCCGUCGCUGUGAAGAAAUACAGAGAGAGACAAUGGCGCACACACACACAAAAAUCUCUCUCUCUCCCCCUCUCUCUCUGACAGACGUUGAUGUGCUCUUCACCUGGUUUGCUGCGGUCUAUGUGCUCCGAUGGCGGGGCUACUGCUAUUGGUGGCCUGCGGUGAUGCAGCGGUGCCGGCAGACGUCUGGUGUGUGUCGUGUCCUCCAUUGCUGACCCAUCGGACAUAGAAAAUGACACACACAUAGAAAAUGGUACAAGUGUGUGCGCUUACUUGUCGUCGUACUCGAUGCUAAUCUCAAGCAAGUCGUCCCCAUCAUCCGCAUCACUCUCCGCCUCGUCGUCCCCGUCGACACUGCAAAGGCGACACAGACGCACGACAACUGGCAGGCCCGGCUAUCUAGUGCUGCUCUCUACUUACCCUCACCUGGUCUGCUGUGUUUCCUCAUCUUCAUUUCUGACACAUGCCACAACCAAACAGAUGAAUGCACACCAACGCCACGCCCACACGUGCGUGUGUGACCUCACUCGGGCCAGCACUCGGGGAUAAUGCAGAUCAGCCGCAGCUGCACAUAUUGCUGAUCGGAAGCGUCGGUGUGCACUAUUAUUCUCCUGACUUCGCCCUCCUUCAUCGACAGCAAUGCCUCGUACCACCACCCAUCGCGCUCCCGAGGAGAGACACGAUGAAUUAGUCCGGGGAUAUCGUAUGCCUUGUUGGUGGUGUCGAACCCAUCAUUCCACACGGUGAUGUCGUACAGGACCUGCUGGCCGACCGUGGGCAGUCUCCCAGUGCCCUCAGACACCACCUCAUGGCUCCUGACCGAUGGCGUCGUGCCGGUUCGACAUUCGGAAGGGGCUGCCGCACUACAACCCCCACUGACGAGGUAGCGGACCGCGACUGUGUCUCCCUGACCAGUGGACAAUCUUACGGACACACACACGCACACACACACAGAGAGAGAGAGAGAGAGAGCAGGAGCUAAUGAUGGUCUCUCCCCCCUCUCACUCACGCGUUUGCAUGCACUUCGCCAUUGAUCUCCUGCGACAGGCGCACGGCCAUGAGAUAGUCGGCCUCCUCCUGGCGCUGUCGAUCGGUGAGUGGGGCCGGUUGGCCGCUGGCUGGGUGUGUCGUAUUGUUGUUGGCCGUUGUGGUUGUGUCGCCAUUGGCGGCCAGGGCCUCCCGCAUCUGCUGCACAACGUCGCUCAGGCCGUAGUUGAUCUGCACGUCAGCCUCCACAGUCGCGCGCCUGAUUGAAGGAGACCCCGACACGUGCACACACAUGAAAGGAGAAAGCCAUGAUGAGUGGGUUGGUGGCGUACCUGCAUGCGGGGCAUUCGAUUGUGUGAUGACGGCUGUUGUCAAGAAGCCCUCGAACACACUGCAAUAAUAACGCAUGUCGCACGGCGCUUGAAUGAACGCAGUCAUUUGUGCCUACCCCUGCGCAAAACGAGUGACCUGAUGGAUCACACACACACACACACACAACAGGUCUCCCUCUCUCUCCAUGUGUGUGUGUGUGUGUGUGUUUGUGUUUGCGUUUCUUCCUUACCGCAUCGGAGCACUGGAGGCUGUUUGUUGUUGACAGCAUCAUGAUGGUACUCCUCCGAGCACACACUGCACUUGGGAAGAAGCAUA